AUGAGGAUGAAGACGCUGGCCUGCUGCCGGCGGCGGCCGCAGGACUUCAGCGUCGACAUGGACCAAGAGCCGGAAAAGGUGACGACAUACAAUGGCCUCGAGAGCUGCAUUUUCAAUAGUUCCUCAUAUGAUGAGGAUAGUGGCGUUAGUGCAACAACAGGGGCGGAUGGCUGUGUCACCGCUGAUUCCCUUGAAGAUGAAGCUUCAAGUUGCUCCUCCAGCAAAGAUGUUGAUGGCUCUUCCUUCUCUUCCCAAUGCCUUCCAUUGAGCAAGCAGGAGGAGCAUUCACUUUAUGAGUUGGAUACGCUCGAUGCUAUCCAUCUACUCCCUGUCAAAGGGAAGAACCCAAUCACAUAUACGUUGAGUGCUGCUGAUAUCGAAAUCAUGAAGGAGAAGUUUGCAAAGCUACUGCUUGGUGAUGACGUUUCUGGAGGUGCCAGAGGAGUUUGCGCUGCUCUGGCCUUGUCCAAUGGCAUAACCAAUCUCUCAGCCACUAUUUUUGGAGAGCUGUGGAAGUUGGAACCAUUGUGUGAGGAAAAAAAGAUCAGGUGGCGGAAGGAAAUGGACUGGUUGCUUUCUCCUACGACCUACAUGGUCGAGCUGGUACCCACAAAGCAAAAUGGAGCAGAUGGGUGCAUGUUUGAGAUUAUGACCCCGAAGGCCCGUUCAGACGUUCAUGUGAACCUUCCUGCUCUACAGAAGCUUGAUUCCAUGCUAAUUGAAGUUCUGGACUCAAUGGUGGACACGGAGUAUUGGUACGUGGAGAGUGGCAGCCGAUCAGGUGGCCGGGGCAAAAAUAAUGGUGAAAGACAGACCAAAAAGUGGUGGCUUCCAUCCCCUUGUGUCCCUGAACAAGGGCUAUCUCAGUUUCAGCGAAAAAGGAUUGUGUUUCAGGCUAAACUUGUUCAUCAAAUCCUCAAAGCUGCCAAGUCUAUCAACGAACAAGUCCUGCUUCAGAUCCCUAUUCCCAUGGCUGUUAUGGACGCCCUUCCAAAGUCUGGCAGAUCUAGCUUGGGGGAAGACCUGUACCAUGCCAUAACCACGGACUAUAUUCCCAUCGAAGAAAUCUUUGUUUCUCUGAGUCUGAAAACCGAGCAUAGCGUGCUGGAGACCAUGAACCGGUUAGAAGGUGCACUGUUUGCAUGGAACCAAAGGAUCUCAGAGGAGAGAAGCAGGAGGUCCCCUGCACGGCAUUCGUGGAAGUUCAUGAAGGACAGCUCGUCGGAGCUGGAGAAGAUGUCGGCGUGCAUCGAAAGGGUCGAGACCCUCAUCCAGCUCUUGAAGUCCAGAUUCCCCAACCUGCCUCCGACGUUCAUCGACGUUGUGAAGGUCCAGUAUAACGAGGACGUGGGGCACGCCAUCGUGGAGGCCUACUCGAGGGUUCUUGUGGGGGUGGCGUUCAGCAUACUGUCUCGGGUGGCGGAGAUCAUGCUGGAGGACGACCUGGUGAAGAAGCCCAACACGCCCAUGUCCUCCCUCAAGUUCGACCUCUCCUCCGACGUGUACCUGGCGGGCAUCACGGAGACGCCGCCGGGCCACAUCCGGCGGUCCCUCAUGGACCAGAUCAGCAUGGUCGACGGCCGCUUCGACGCCGUCGUCAAGAAGAGAGGGGCCAAGCAGCUCAUGUGGUGA
This is a messenger RNA of Triticum turgidum subsp. durum (durum wheat), 1632 nucleotides long. NCBI's taxonomy places the organism in Eukaryota, Viridiplantae, Streptophyta, Magnoliopsida, Poales, Poaceae. The record is from the annotation of a GenBank genome assembly.